Molecule: messenger RNA, 684 nt
Organism: Aspergillus melleus
Lineage: Eukaryota; Fungi; Ascomycota; Eurotiomycetes; Eurotiales; Aspergillaceae
Product: uracil phosphoribosyltransferase
Exons: 3
Coding region: 1-684 (227 amino acids)
Source: RefSeq, a predicted model, not a curated record
AUGCCGCUGCCUCCCAACGUCCACGUCUCCUCUCACCCCUGUCUCCAGGCCAAGCUCUCGCAGUUGCGCUCCAAAUUCACCUCCACCCGCGAGACCCGCGAUCUCGUCAAUGAGAUUGCUACUAUCUUAGGCGUCGAGGCCUUUGCAGCUGGUCUGAAAGCCACCCGUCGUGGAACGGAUCAAACCCCGUUAGGCCUCGAAUAUGAAACCCAAGAUAUCGACCCCACCAACGUGGCACUGGUGCCCAUUCUCCGGUCAGGUUUGGGCAUGAUCGAGGCGAUCAACAAUCUCCUCCCUUCCCCUGUUCCAAUUUAUCAUCUGGGUCUCUUCCGAGAAAGUUUCUCCCUGCAGCCCGUCGAGUACUACAACAACUUGCCCUUCCACCGUCAGACGUCAGACACCAACACGGCCGCCGCCGAGAUCGCCGUGCUUCUGGACCCGGUCAUCGCUACUGGAGCCACCGCUGAAGCGGCCAUUCAUCUUCUGCGCGAAUGGGGCGUUAAGAAGGUGGUGAUGUUGGGCGUUCUGGGCUCGGAACCUGGCGUGAAUCGUGCCGUCCAGGCCUGGCCGGAAGGCGUGGAAUUGUGGGUGGGCGCCGUGGACAAGCAGUGCAAUGAGCGCGGCAUGAUCGUGCCUGGAUUGGGAGAUAUCGGGGACCGACUAUUUGUUGCGAUGGGCAAAUGA